Messenger RNA from Anopheles stephensi (Asian malaria mosquito), 1481 nucleotides. Its product is annotated as 37 kDa salivary gland allergen Aed a 2-like. The coding region runs from base 118 to 1203 and encodes 361 amino acids. Lineage: Eukaryota; Metazoa; Arthropoda; Insecta; Diptera; Culicidae. Gene Ontology annotation, molecular function: odorant binding. The transcript is spliced from 4 exons. The record is from RefSeq and is a predicted model, not a curated record.
GUUGUGUGGUACAGCAUAAAGUUUAUCACAACCGCAGCAAACCGUACUAAAUGCAAUCAUCUAUCCGUCCUCAGUAUAUAAUUCAGUUCUGUCUGGUGUAGUUGCAUUGAUGCAGUGAUGCAGUUCUCGUCGCAUUUAGCGCAUCUGGUUCUCUCAUUGGCUCCUUCUCUACUUACGCUAUUCUGUUCUACAGUGAUAAGAGCAACAGGAGCUAACCAUUGCCGCAACUCUAGUGCUACAGCGAGUUCUGAUCCAUUAUCGCCGGAUGAAACACUGUUUGCUCACUUGCGAUGCUUCGAACUGUUUGCCAGCAAACAAUCUGAUGAUCGGGAUCGUGAUGCCUACAACUGGUUGGGAUCGAACGAGAGCUAUCUUCAGAGGACAGAACGAACGUCAAGUUUUGUGCACUGCGUACUGUGUCGCAUGCGGCUGUUUGAUGAAUCAAACGUCCGCUUCAAUGUGGACUUAAUCAGAGCACAAUACAACGAGUACAAACCAUGGCUGAACCUAAGCGAAGAAGCUGUCGGAAGCUUUAUAAACGAUAUAGAAGCACUGGGCCAACUAAACAACUCAUCGGAAGAUGUCUUAUACGAUGCCUUUGAACCACUAUUUCGCAAUCACUCUACGGCCUUCUUUCAACUCUUCCUGCGAGAUACAGCUGUACUACAAAAUAUGCAUCACGAUAAGGCACUUUCAGUUCGCAAACCAAACCAAACGGUGGUACAGUUUUGUGAGCUACGUAUGAGUGCGGAACUGUGGCAUGAUAUCUGUCACAUACGAGCGUACGAGAUAAGCAACCAUACAGACGCGAUGGAGCGGCACAUCGCCUGUAUAUUCCGUGGCUUUCAAUAUCUGGAUCGGAAUAGCUCUAUUGAUGAGGAAGAAAUUGGACGAGAUUAUGAGCUUAUAGGACGCCUAGAUGAGGAUACAAGAGAGUACAUCCAGCAGUGUGCUAUAAAUGCAACACAAGUGAUGGAGAUCCCCAAACGAAGUCUUGCGAUGUACAGUUGUCUGUUGGAUGGAACCCACAGCGAUGAGUUUAAAGAGGCCUUCGAUUAUCGUGAAAUUCGUUCCGGAAAUCUAACAUUCAUCCUGAAGAAUCUCCCAUACGAGAGAGAUCAGGUGAAGCAACAAAUAUUGGCAUUAGAUAAGGAGCAUUGCAACGAUCAUGAACAACUGGCUGGUAGAUUUACGAUUAAUUAAUUACUACGAAACUUCGAUUUCUACACGAUUUCCACAAACAUUCUCCCAACGAUACUGAUGUCAAGGUGAAACCUUGAGUGCGCAACCAGCCACAUCACUCCUGCAAGAAGAAAUGUGGGCGUAUAGAAGCGAUAUUGCACCAUCAUUAAACGAGCGACACAGGUUGAAGUUUUUACUAUCGUCCAGUCGUUCCCCAUGUCCACCAGUAAAUACUUUCGAGCAUGGUUCUCUUGGCCGAGGGCUUAAAUAAACCAUAAAACUCAACUUUCAAUUAAAAA